AUGACACUAAAGUUAUUGCUUAUCUUUUUGGCCUUUCAGUCGACUGGAUAUGGAUUUUGGCGAAACUCGGAUGAUCCAAAACAAUUGCUCAUUCACAGCAAAAAGCUCAUUGCUAAUGAGUUGAAUCGAUGCUCACCGAAAAGUCGAUUUACCGAAGAAGAUUUGACGAGAAUAAUGGGGAAAAAUUUGAGGAGACAUUGGAAUGCAUUAAGAAUGGAUCUUCUCACAAAAGCAAAUGAAGAGGAUUAUUCAAAAAUGGAAUCAUGUCUCAACCAUGUACACCAUCAUUUACAGAAAUUACAUCGACAAUUGAGGAAAGCCGAGAAAAAUGGAAAUGAGAAAAGAUCUCAUCGAAAUCAUCAUCAAGAUGGAGUCUCAAGAACAGAGAAACUCUCUCGAAACUCACGAAGUCUUGAUAGUUCAACAUCCGAAUUGAUCCCUCACCAAGUCGAACAUCCGAUUGAUUUGACACAAAAACAGUUGGAAUGGAUGGGACUUAAAGAGAAAGCGACACUGCAAAGAUUUCGUCGAACAAAUCCAACAAAAUGGGAAAUUCUCAUCAAAACCGGUCAAAUCUUCUAUCACUCAAGAAAAGAUAUCCGCAAGAAGUCUCAGAAAUCUCUUGAGGAGUACUGUAAAACAAAUCUCGGGAAAUUGAUUGGUGAGGAAAAUCUCCAAGAGAUAAAGGAAAUGUUAGCUGAAAGCGCAACUGUUGAGAAAAUCGAAGCGAAAUUCGCGGAAAUUGUUGGUGAAUUGACAAAUGAAAAAGAUCGAACAAAUGCUGAGCAUUAUGGACAAUUCUGUCGAAAAGUAUUCCGAAUUGUUCAUUUCAAACCGGGCAGUAUCAUUCAAUGGUUGAAUUCAAAUCAAAAGAUGCAAAUUAUGGGAAUGAUACAAGAUCCAAAUAUUGGAGAUGGACAAGUUUAUGAUAAAAUCUUUGACUUCUACAAUUCAACAACGGGUGAUGCAAGAGAGACAGCCAGAGAAAUGAUCGAUAAUGGUUGUCGGCGUUUUAUUGCACACACGUUUGGAGAAGAUGUUGAAGAGGAAAUCGAUGUAGCUCUUCAACAUGGGAACUCUUCAAAACAACAGCUUGCUGCCAAAUUGGCUAUCCAUGGGGAACAAAUUCAAGAUGAUCGAAGUAGGAAACUUGUUGUAGAUUCUCUUCCAAUUUGUACGCGAAUCUACAUCGGAUUCGAUUAUUCAUGUGAAUGUAAUGGUAAAUCAGAUGAAUGUCAUCCGUCAACAUACACUUGCAUUAAUUGUGGAGGAAAUACUUUUGGGAUUCAAUGUGAACAAUGUUUGGAUGGAUACCAAAGAACUCCAACUGGAGAUUGUGCAAAUACGGAAACAAGUGACACAAAUCGUGAGCAAGAAGAUGAAAAUGAGAAGCCACAGAAGAAAUGUGAAUGCAAUGGACAUUCGGAAACAUGCAGUAAAUUGGGGAAAUGUUUGAAUUGUGAUGACAACACAGAUGGGGAUCGGUGUGAGAUGUGUAUUCCGGGAUAUUAUGGAGAUCCACGAGCAGGGACAUCAACUGAUUGUACACCAUGUCCCUGUCCAGACAAUGGUGAAUGUCAAGUGAAUGAUUCGGGCCUUGUUGAAUGUCUUCAAUGUCCAGCUGACAAAACUGGAAUCACAUGUGAAAAAGACGUCAAAAAAGAUUCCAAAGAAGAGAAAGAAGAAAGGAAUCGUUUU
Molecule: messenger RNA, 1698 nt
Organism: Mesorhabditis belari
Lineage: Eukaryota; Metazoa; Nematoda; Chromadorea; Rhabditida; Rhabditidae
Source: the annotation of a GenBank genome assembly